AUGUCUUCAACGACUCUUAAAUAUGCCAAUGACUUUGUGUCAUUCUUGAAUGCAUCUCCAACUCCAUAUCAUGCUGUUCACAAUGUGAAGGCUAAAUUAACUAAAAAUGGCUUCCAAGAACUUUCAGAAAGAGACAAUUGGCCUGGGAAAGUGUUGAAAGGUGGUAAAUAUUUUGUCACUAGAAACGCUUCUUCAAUCAUCGCAUUCACAGUGGGUGAGAAAUGGGCCCCAGGUAAUGGUAUCUCAAUCGUUGGUGCUCAUACUGAUUCUCCAUGUUUACGUAUUAAACCUGUUUCCAAAAGAAACGCUGAAGGCUUCAUUCAAAUUGGUGUUGAAUUGUAUGGUGGUGGUAUCUGGCACAGUUGGUUCGAUUCUGAUUUAAGUGUCGCUGGUAGAGUUAUUGUUAAACAAGAUGGGUUGUUUGUUCCUAAAUUAAUUGAUAUCAAAAAACCAUUAUUGAAAAUUCCAACUUUAGCUAUUCAUUUAGACAGAGAUGUUAACAAAACUUUUGAAUUUAACAAAGAAUCACAAUUAUUACCAAUUGCUGGUCUUGAUAAUGCAAUCCCAGAAGAUAAAAAAGUUAAAAGUAAAGGUGGCUGUUGUGAAGGCUCAGAAUUAUCAACUGAAGAAUUCCAAUCUUUAAACACCGUUGUUCAAAGACAUGAUGAGCAAUUGGUUGAGUUAAUUGCCAAAGAAGCAGGGGUAACCGUUGAAGAUAUUGAGGAUUUUGAAUUGGUACUCUAUGAUCAUAAACCAGCAACUUUAGGUGGGUUAAAUGAUGAAUUCAUCUUUAGUGCAAGACUAGAUAAUUUGACCUCAUGCUUCACAUCUAUUGAAGGUUUAGUGGAAUCUGUCACUACUGAAUCUUUGAAAGAUGAAAAUGGUAUCCGUUUAGUCUCCUUGUUUGAUCAUGAAGAAAUCGGAUCAUCAUCAGCUCAAGGUGCUGAUUCUAACUUUCUACCAAACAUUUUGGAUAGAAUUACUGGAUUAACCGGUGAUAAAGGCGAAUCCACCAAACCUUUACCAUUCACUCUAGAAUCAUCAGCUAAGUCAUUCUUUUUAUCUUCAGAUGUUGCUCAUGGUAUACAUCCAAAUUAUACCGGGAAAUAUGAAUCUAAACAUAAACCAAAAUUAGGAGAAGGACCAGUUAUUAAAGUUAAUGCUAAUCAACGUUAUGUAACAAAUAGUCCUGGUAUUGUUUUGUUGAAGGAAGUUGCAAAGAAGGCUAAAGUCCCAUUACAAUUGUUUGUUGUUGCUAAUGGUUCCCCAUGUGGUAGUACAAUUGGUCCAAUCUUAGCCUCCAAGACAGGUAUUAGAACCCUAGAUUUAGGUAAUGGUGUUUUAAGUAUGCAUUCCAUUAGGGAAACUUCAAGUACCGUUGAUAUUGAAAAACAAGUUGCAUUGUUCAAAUCAUUUUAUGAUAAUUUUACAAAGAUUGAGCCAACUAUUAUCAUCGAUGGGGAAUGA
Messenger RNA from Hansenula anomala, 1467 nucleotides. It is a transcript of the gene APE4, whose product is annotated as aspartyl aminopeptidase. Gene Ontology annotation, biological process: proteolysis. Gene Ontology annotation, molecular function: metalloaminopeptidase activity; zinc ion binding. The transcript is spliced from 2 exons. Gene Ontology annotation, cellular component: fungal-type vacuole. Bases 1 to 1467 code for a protein of 488 amino acids. NCBI's taxonomy places the organism in Eukaryota, Fungi, Ascomycota, Saccharomycetes, Phaffomycetales, Wickerhamomycetaceae. The record is from RefSeq and is a predicted model, not a curated record.